AUGUACAGCCUUGGAAACCGGUGGAUGAAUCUGCAGCAACUUCACGGCAACGAGUCUGAAAGAAUCUUCAGGAAUGCUGCGGGGAUGGUGGUGAGAGCUGAAUGUUACUACUUGCCCCACAACGUGGUUGUCUGCUUCUGUGUAGAUUACCUCAUGUGUGUCGAGCAAGACAGACUGGGCCAAGCAUUUGAAGAUGCUUUUGACAUACUGAGGCAACAUUCAGCUGGCAGCCUUCAGUACUCCCCAGAUUAUAAAAAUUGCCUGUCUGUCAUGAAUCAUUACCCUCACGUCAGAGCAAACUCCAGCUGCUAUGGCAUGCUGCCCACAGAGGAACCCGUCUAUAACUGGAGAACCUUAAUGAACAGUGCUGCAGAUUGCUGUUUAGAAGGGAAUAUUCAUCCAUCUCUGCAGAAUCCUAAUGAGAACCAUCUAGUCCAAGCUGCUGUUCUCCAGCAAAAGGGAGGAAAAGGCAGGAAGAAACUCCGACUGUUUGAAUACCUUUAUGAAUCCCUGUGUAACCCCGAGAUGGCAUCUUGUAUCCAGUGGAUAGACAGGAGCAAAGGCAUCUUUCAGUUUAUAUCCAAAAACAAAGAGCUACUCGCAGAACUCUGGGGGAAAAGAAAAGGCAAUCGGAAGACCAUGACCUACCAGAAAAUGGCCAGGGCACUGAGGAAUUAUGGGAGAACUGGGGAAAUCAUGAAAAUCCGGAGAAAGCUGACUUACCAGUUCAGCGAGGCCCUUCUCCAAAGAUUCUCUUCGUCUUUUUUGAAAAAGGAGAUCUUAUACUCUCCUUACUUCCAAGGUAGUCAUGACCAUCACAGUCUAAACAACUGGAAUGCAAGUUACAAUCACACAUUUGCCAAUUACCAUGAGAUUGACUCAUCCUGA
Messenger RNA from Elephantulus edwardii (Cape elephant shrew), 888 nucleotides. RefSeq names its product Spi-C transcription factor (Spi-1/PU.1 related) (gene SPIC). Lineage: Eukaryota; Metazoa; Chordata; Mammalia; Macroscelidea; Macroscelididae. Bases 1 to 888 code for a protein of 295 amino acids. The record is from RefSeq and is a predicted model, not a curated record. Gene Ontology annotation, molecular function: DNA-binding transcription factor activity, RNA polymerase II-specific; sequence-specific DNA binding. Gene Ontology annotation, biological process: regulation of transcription by RNA polymerase II; cell differentiation. Gene Ontology annotation, cellular component: nucleus. The transcript is spliced from 5 exons.